Messenger RNA from Diospyros lotus (date-plum), 5529 nucleotides. RefSeq names its product endoribonuclease Dicer homolog 3a. The transcript has 25 exons. Gene Ontology annotation, cellular component: cytoplasm; nucleus. NCBI's taxonomy places the organism in Eukaryota, Viridiplantae, Streptophyta, Magnoliopsida, Ericales, Ebenaceae. Gene Ontology annotation, biological process: siRNA processing. Gene Ontology annotation, molecular function: ribonuclease III activity; ATP binding; RNA binding. The record is from RefSeq and is a predicted model, not a curated record. The coding region runs from base 182 to 5251 and encodes 1689 amino acids.
AGCAGUAAAUUAGAACAAACUCGACGAGCGAAAACCAUGUUUCCGUCCUCCAUUCUUCUUCCAGUUGUAGUUGAUUAGUGGGAGAAAGAAAGGGAAACACAGAGACUCAUUCGAUAUAUUUGUGUGUGUUUAUUGGUAGAAACCGCGUUUUGGCUUCGAAAAGGAGAGGGAUUCACCCAAAAUGGGGCAUUCCAGGGAGAAAGUAAACCCUCUGAAGCGAAGCUUCGAAGGCAUAAAUGGGUCGGAGAAGCGCUCUGGCUCUGAUGAUCCCAUGGACAUCGACGUUGCUGCUACUCAAAAUUUCCAACCAAGAGAGUAUCAAUCGAAGGUGUUUCAAGUGGCGCUGCGGCGAAAUACGAUUGCCGUGUUGGACACCGGUGCUGGCAAGACGAUGAUAGCAGUGAUGAUCAUCAAACACAUUGCUCCAUCUCUCAAUAUCACUCACCCUAAUCAUGACAAGAAAUUGAUCCUGUUUUUGGCCCCCACGGUUCAUCUAGUUCACCAGCAAUUUGAAGUUUUAAAGGUUCAUACAGAUCUUCUGGUUGAAGAAUAUUAUGGAGCCAAAGGGGUUGACCAGUGGAAUGCUAAUUCUUGGGCAAAGGAAAUUAAUGAACAUGAUGUGAUGGUUAUGACCCCCCAAAUUUUAUUGGAUGCCAUGAGGAAGGCAUUCUUGAACUUUGAGAUGGUGUGCUUAAUGAUAAUUGAUGAGUGUCAUCGAGCUACUGGUAAUCAUCCAUAUAGUCAAAUCAUGAAGGAGUUUUAUCACAAAUCUAGAAGUAAGCCAAAGAUUUUUGGAAUGACGGCAUCCCCUGUAGUAAGAAAAGGUGUCUCAUCUAUCAUGGAUUGUGAGGAGCAGAUAUCAGAACUUGAAAGUGUAUUGGAUUCCCAGAUCUAUACAAUAGGGGAUAGGACAGAACUGGAAGAAAUAAUUCCUUCUGCAAAAGAACUUUGUAGAUUUUAUGAUCCAGCAGUGUGUUUCCAUUUGGAUUUGAAAGCCAAGUUGGAAUCAUCAUGGGUAAAGUUUGAUACUUUGUUGCUCGAAUUGGAAAGGUCAAUGCCAAGUCACUAUAAAGAUGCAGAGGAUAAGUACAAGGCACUUCGAAAGCGGUUAUCCAAUGAUCAUGCAAAGAUCCUAUAUUGCCUUGACGAACUUGGUCUGAUAUGCAUGUGUGAGGCUGUUGAAGUUUGUAUAGAGAAUGCUCCUAAUGUACCAGAAGGGUGUGAAUUUUAUAGAAAAGGUUGUUUGCAGUAUAGAUAUUUUCUUGAGGAAGUAUUAUCAUCAGUCAAUGCAUCAUUGCCAGAUGGCAAUGCAUAUCUUUUGGACAUUGGAGAUGAUUAUUCAAAUACUGUUACGAUGGGCUAUGUAUCUGCAAAACUAUAUGAACUCUUUCAAAUUUUUAAAUCAUUCCGAGAAGCUAGGCAAAUGUUGUGCCUCAUUUUUGUUGAAAGGAUUGUAACAGCAAAAGUUAUUGAAAGAGUUAUGAAGAGAGUUGCAUGUUUUUCUCAUCUCAGAGUUUCUUAUUUGACUGGAAGUAAUUCAUCAGUUGAUGCCCUGGCACCAAAAGUACAGAAAGAAAAUCUGGAAUCAUUUCGCUCUGGAAAGGUCAACCUAUUAUUUGCUACUGAUGUGAUCGAGGAGGGAAUUCAUAUACCGGAUUGCUCUUUUGUUAUACGGUUUGACCUGCCAAAGACAGUUCGCAGCUAUAUCCAAUCACGAGGACGGGCUCGUCAAAAUGAGUCCCAGUUUGUUAUUAUGCUUGAGAGGGGGAACAUAAAGCAGAGAGAUCAAAUAUUUGAUAUAAUCAGAAGCGAGUAUUCUAUGAUUGGUAGAGCAAUUAAUAGAGAUCCUGUUACUGGGUUUGUAAGAGCAUGCACUAUCAGGGAAACAGAUGCAUAUUAUGUGGAGGCAACUGGAGCAUCAAUAACUGUAGAUUCUAGUGUCAACCUCAUUCAUCAUUACUGUGAAAAGCUCCCUGGAGAUAAGUACUUCACUCCAAAGCCCAUUUUUCAGUUCCUGUUGUUGGGAGAGUUAUAUCAAUGUAAAUUGACAUUACCUCCUAAUGCAGCCUUUCAAACUAUAGUUGGUUCUCCAUGUGGAAAUUCUCAUUUAUCUAAACAGAUAGUAUGCUUUGAUGCAUGUAAGAAACUGCAUAAAAUGGGAGCUCUUGAUGAUCAUCUUCUUCCCUUCAAUGAAGAAACAUCAGAAAAUGAUUCUGUUUCAAGGAGAAAAGGAUCAAUUUCAGGAGCAGGUACAACCAAGAGGAAGGAAUUGCACGGGACGGCCUGGAUUCGUGGACUAUCUGGGAAGUGGAGUUUAAAACAUGACACUGCCAUUUUUCAUGCCUACAAAAUAUGUUUCUCUUGUAAUAUACCUAAUGUGAUGUACUCCAGUUUCGUUCUUCUGCUUGAAUCAAAGCUAGAUGAUGAUGUGGGAAAUGUUGAAGUGGAACUUUAUUUAGUUUCAAAGUUUGUGAAAUCUUCUGUUUCUUCUUGCGGGGAAAUACAUCUAGAUGAACAGCAGGUGGAGAAAGCAAUGUGUUUUCAAGCAUUUUUCUUUAAUGGAUUAUUUGGAAAAUUGUUUAUUGGUUCAAAAUCAGGGGGAGGAAGAAAGUUUUUGUUGCAAGAGGAGGAAGAAUCAUUAUGGAAUCAAUCAAACAUGUAUCUGCUCCUACCAUUGGCUUCAUCAAAUGAUCUUCAUUCAGAAUGUUGGAGAAUUAAUUGGAAGGGAAUCAACUCUAGCGUCUCUGUGGUAGAAUUUUUGAGAAGAAAUGCUUGGUUAAGUGCUGAUCAAUCUACUAGUGACCGGAGGAAUUCAUUAAUUCAAGAUAGGAACCACAUUGACACUGACCAGAGUAGCACAAAUGUCAUUCACUUGGCAGAUAAAUCCUUUGAUAUGAAGAGCCUCAAGGACAUGGUGGUUUUGGCCAUUCACACGGGGAGAAUUUACACUGUCCUAGAUGUGAUUGAUAAUACAUCUGCUGAGAGUCCCUUUGAUGGUAACUCUGAUGCAUUGCCUUCCAAUUAUUCGUCUUUUGCUGACUAUUUCAACAAAAAGUAUGGUAUUGUAUUAAUGCAUCCUGGACAACCCUUGUUGCUGCUAAAGCAGAGUCAUAAAGCACACAACCUUCUUGUGGAUUUUAAGAAUGAAGGUCUGUCAACUUGCAUGCCAAGUUUUUCACAUGGAAUGAAUUCAGGAAAGGGCAAUGCAGUAGUUCAAAAGCCACGAAAUUAUGUACACAUGCCCCCGGAACUCCUUGUCAAUAUUGAUAUACCAAUAGAUGUUUUAAAAUCAUUUUACUUGCUUCCUUCACUAAUGCAUCGACUGGAGUCUCUGAUGUUGGCCUCCCAGCUUAGAGGAGAGAUUGGCAGUCUUUCUAGCAAUUCUUUGACAUCAAGUUCCUUGAUUCUGGAAGCCAUCACCACUCUGAGAUGCAAUGAAAGUUUUUCCAUGGAACGCCUGGAGUUGCUUGGUGAUUCAGUUUUGAAGUAUGUUGUGAGCUGCCACCUGUUUCUUAAAUAUCCAAAGAAGCACGAAGGACAAUUAUCUGCUCGGCGCCAAUGGGCCGUCUGUAAUUCUACCUUACAUAAACUUGGAACUGAUCGCAACUUACAGGGGUAUAUACGGGAUAGUGCAUUUGAUCCCCAAAGAUGGCUUGCUCCAGGACAAUGUUCUAUACGCCCUUGUCCUUGUUCAUGUGGAGUGGAUACUUUGCAUGUGCCUCUGGAUAGCAAAUUUCAAACUGAGGAUGCUAAAGUUGUUGUGGGGAAGUGCUGUGACCGGGGUCAUAGGUGGAUGGUUUCCAAAACCAUAUCUGAUUGUGUUGAAGCUCUGAUAGGAGCAUGCUAUGUGGGUGGUGGACUGACUGCAGCCCUUCAUUUGAUGAAAUGGCUUGGCCUUGAUGCUGAACUUGAGCCCUCACUCAUAGAUGAAGCCACUAAAACUGCAUCUCUCCACUCCUGCAUUCCAAAAACUAAAGAAAUUGAAAUUCUGGAGUCAAAGCUUGGGUAUGAGUUCUCUGUGAAUGGUCUGCUAUUAGAGGCAGUAACUCAUGCAUCUGAGCAAGCACUGGAUGUUGGCUUCUGUUACCAGAGGCUUGAAUUUCUUGGUGAUUCUGUAUUAGACAUACUUAUUACAUGGCAUUUGUACCAAAGCCAUAAAGAGAUAGAUCCAGGAGAAUUGACGGACUUGCGUUCAGCCUCUGUUAAUAAUAAUAAUUUUGCUCAUGCUGCCGUGAAACAUAACCUUCAUCAGCAUCUUCAGCAUUGCUCUGGGUUUCUUUUAAGUCAAAUAACAGAGUAUGUGAAAUCCGUUUCUGAUUCUCAUAGCAACUGCAAUACCUUGCAAGGCUUGAAGGUUCCUAAGGCUCUUGGAGACAUGGUGGAAAGUAUUGCAGGGGCAAUACUUAUUGAUUCUAAGCUCAAUCUAGAUGCAGUGUGGAGAAUCUUCAAACCUCUUUUAUCUCCCAUUGUGACCCCAGAUAAACUUGAACUUCCUCCAUUACGCGAACUGAUUGAAUUAUGUGACUCUCUUGGGUACUUUAUAAAAGAGGAGUGUAUAAAAAAGGGAGAAGUGGUACAUGCUGAGCUCAAAUUGCAACUUAAAGACAUUCUAUUGGUUGGAGAGGGAAUUGGGCACAGCAGAAAAGUGGCCAAGGGACAAGCAGCUCUUCAUUUGUUGAAGGACCUGGAGAACAGAGGAAUUGCGAACUCCAAAAGGAGAAAACAAGAAUCUGAUACAGUUGGUGAUCUGUCUUCCCAAGACCUGGGUAAGAAUAUUUGCAGUGGAACUGAUGUUGAUCCUUCAGAGCCAAUAGCCCAAAAAAGGAAGUUAACUGCGAGUCAGUUGCAUUUGGAUCCCUAUAGAAGUCCUUCCCAUAGCGAAAAUUCAUCUACCAAAUCCUGUGAUUCUAAGAUUAACACUCCAGUUCUUGCAUCGAUUGACAUGAAGAAGGGAGGUCCUCGGACAUCUCUUUAUAGCCUCUGCAAGAAACUGCAGUGGCCCAUGCCAACCUUUGAAACGACAGAGAACAAAUCAAGAACUUUAAUUGAGUUUUGUGAAGGCUCUGAAAAGAGAACCGGUUUCAACAGUUUCGUAUCAACAAUAACCUUGACCAUUCCUGAGUUUGGUGACAUCGAACAAACUGGAGACCAGAGAGCAGACAAGAAGAGUUCGUUCGACUCUGCAGCACUCGUCAUGCUGUUCGAGCUUGAAAGGCAAGGACGGAUCUCCAUUGAGGGCGUGAAAGUGUAAGUGAGCGGCAAACUUCUCGUAUUCUUCAGCGGUUGAUGAAAGGUGGGAUUGAGUAAUUGUUCGUUUAUUAGACUUGGGCUUUUUAUAGCUUUCUCAAUCAAAAUUGUUCGUUUAUUAGACUUGGGCUUGUUAUAGCUUUCUCAAUCAAUUGUAUGUAAAAAGUAGUAAGCUAGUAGGACAAUCAGGGAAAACCAAUUUCUGCAGGGCUAAUAAGAUGCCGCCAUUGUCCUCACUUGCUGUAACUAAUGAUGCGUGCAUAGUCAUUACCAUUUACCAAA